AUGCGGCUCGCGCGCCCGAGUCUGGCGAAAUCCCACGACCGCUUCCAACGCGCCGCCCACGCCAACCCCUCCCCGCUCAGGCUGCAGCUCGCCGCGAGCGUCUACAAGAGCGAGCGCCGGCUGAUCUUCAAAACCUAUCGCACCUCCCACCUGCAGUGUUUUUCCUCCCUUGUGGGGGCGCCUUUGAUCGCCUAUGGGCUCUAUCGAACCGCCGUUUUAUGCGCGGACCCGCGGAUGUCGGUCGGGGCGUCGGCGUUUCUGUGGUGCAAGGCGUUGGCCCUUCCCGAUCCCACCUUUUCCCUCCCGGCGAUCUGCGGGGGGCUGACGCUUCUGAAUUUGGAAUUAUCCUUGCGGAGUGCGAUGCGCACAAGGCGGAUGGCCGUGUUUAUCGGGGCCGCGCGCCUUUCCUGCCCUAUUUUUAUCGCCAUCGCCUCCACCUUCCCAAGUGGCGUUUGUUUGUACUUCUUCGGCGUCAGUUUGGUCGGUCUUUUGCCGUCUAUUUUGCUUCGUGCGUCGGUCUUUCGGCGACUUCUUCGUUUUCCGAGUUAA
Molecule: messenger RNA, 549 nt
Organism: Phytomonas sp. Hart1
Lineage: Eukaryota; Euglenozoa; Kinetoplastea; Trypanosomatida; Trypanosomatidae
Source: the annotation of a GenBank genome assembly